Helicoverpa zea (corn earworm) is the source of this 11459-nucleotide messenger RNA. RefSeq names its product neural-cadherin (gene CadN). Gene Ontology annotation, molecular function: cadherin binding; calcium ion binding. The record is from RefSeq and is a predicted model, not a curated record. Gene Ontology annotation, cellular component: plasma membrane; catenin complex. The transcript has 22 exons. Lineage: Eukaryota; Metazoa; Arthropoda; Insecta; Lepidoptera; Noctuidae. The coding region runs from base 131 to 9196 and encodes 3021 amino acids. Gene Ontology annotation, biological process: homophilic cell-cell adhesion.
CAUCGUUGCGCUCGGUCUGUGUUACGUUCAGCGGCGCGCAUCUGUCAAACGCUACGAUAUCGAUACAAAUCUUGCGUUUUUCAUAAAGUGUGACAUGUCGGGAUAGUUGAUCGAUAUCCCCGAGAGAGCUAUGGCGCGCACCGUGCUGGCGGGAGGCGCGCUGCUCUGCGUGCUCAGCCUCGUGCUGCAAGCGCGCGCGCUCACCUUGCUGCCGCACGACGUGCGCCCCGGCCACGCCGUCAGACACUUCAUAGGCAAUCAUUCAAGAUACACACUUUUAGAUCCAGAGUUUGCACCGUACUUCACUCUCCUUGAUGACGGCCUACUCAUGACCACCGCAGAUUUAACGCCACUACUCGAUCAACCCGUAAAUCUGGCCAUUCUUGAGCAAACUCCUUACAGUAGUUCCGCUCAUGCCAUUCAUCUUCUAGUAAUGGAUCGCCGGCGAAUGUUACAUUUCACCGCGACUAACGGGUUAAUAGGAGAAAUUUCAGAAAACGCGCCACCGGGUACUGUUGUUGAUCUACAACCUAUAAGAGCUAUGGCCCUAAUGGAUGUAGGUCCAAUAGCUUAUAAAAUCAUUAAAGGAAACGAAGAUUCAAUAUUUUCUUUAAGGCAGAAAGGAAAAACCGAAACGAAUCCGGAGGUAAAGUCUGUUGUAACGGAUGGCGACGUGGAAAUGAUCGCUACUAAACCUUUAGAUGCUGAAGAAAAGAAUUUGUAUGAAAUUGUCAUUCAAGCUACAGACAUUCACGGAGCGAAUAAAGCCAAUCUCGCUGUUCGAAUAGACGUGGCUAACGAAAAUGAUCAUGAGCCGCGUUUUGACCAAGACAUCUAUUAUUUUGCUGUAAAUGGAACUGCUGACGAGAAUGGUCCAAAUGGCACAGCACGCUGGCAGAGAUUCUCAAACAUUGGACAAGUCCAGGCAUACGAUGCUGAUGGAGAUCGAGUGUACUAUUCUUUGCAAACACCUAGUAACUUGGCUGUCAUAGUACCUCAGACAGGAGAGUUAAUAUUGGCAGGCGAGCCUGAUGGCCAUGAAGCUGAGUUAAAAGUGAUUGCACAUGAUACUGGCUUUCCACAACGAAAGAGUCGACCUGCACGAGUCUUCUUGGAGUUCAUUGUUAGAGAUCAAAGAGAUUUACCAGUUCUUCAUCGUGAGAAACGUCGCGUUACAAGGGCUGUUAGGCCGACGAAAAGGAUUGAAUUUACGGAAGCCGAUGGUGAAGUAGAAGGUCGUGCUGUUUUCACGUUAGAAAAAGAGACUGAUCGCGAGACAUUUAAAAUUCGGGACGAAAAUCCGUGGGUUACCGUUGAACCAAGUGGUGUAGUGAAAGUUAAAAAGAAGUGGGACUAUGAGGAAUUGGGACCAGAGAAGACCAUUGACUUCUGGGUGACCAUCACCAACGCCGGAAAUGGAGUUGCGCUCAAAUAUACUGACAACCAGCGAGUGAUAAUCCAUGUGAAAGACGUGAAUGAUGAGCCUCCUUACUUCAUCAACCGGCCUCUGCCGAUGCAGACAGUGGUGCAGCUUAAUGCUGCUCCCAACACCCCAGUCUUCACUCUCCAAGCCAGGGAUCCUGAUACAGACCACAAUAUCCAUUACUUCAUCGUCAGAGAUAGAACCGGUGGACGGUUUGAGGUUGAUGAGCGAUCAGGCGUGGUACGCACCAGAGGAACCGAUCCGUUCCAACUCGAUAUGGAAUAUGUUUUAUACGUGAAGGCUGAGGACCAGAACGGACGUGUGGACGAGAGGAGGUUCCAAUCCACGCCCGAGGAGCGACUAAGUAUUGUAGGUGGCAAGCGCGCCCCUCAGUUUUACCUGCCAAGCUAUGAAGCCGAAAUCGCUGAGAACCAGAAGAAAGACUCAGACAUAAUAUCAGUGAAGGCCAAGUCGUUUGCUGACCGGGAGAUUCGCUACACCCUGAAAGCACAGGGCCAGGGUGCCGGCACCUUCAACAUUGGCCCAACUUCGGGCAUAGUAAAGCUGGCUAAAGAACUGGACUUUGAAGAUCUGCGACAGCCCCAUGUGUACUCCCUCGUGGUGACGGCAACCGAAGAUUCUGGAGGAUUCUCUACUUCUGUUGAGCUAACAAUUCGUGUGACCGACGUCAACGACAAUGCGCCUAAGUUCGAGCUGCCCGACUACCAAGCACAUAACGUGGACGAAGAUAUACCACUAGGCACCAGUAUCCUCAAGGUCAAAGCAAUGGACGCUGACUCGGGAAAGAACGCUGAAAUCGAAUACUUAGUUUCAGAUGACCACUUCAGCGUGGAUUCGAAUGGCAUUAUAACAAACAACAAGCAACUGGACGCUGACAACAACAAUGCGUACUAUGAGUUUGUAGUCACAGCCAAAGACAAGGGAGAACCAGCGAAAACUGGAACAGCUACCGUCAGGGUUUAUACCAAGAACAAGAACGAUGAAGAGCCAAAAUUCUCACAACAGGUGUACACUCCCAACGUCGAUGAGAAUGCUGGGCCCAACACUCUCGUGACGACUGUCGUCGCAUCAGACAAGGAUGGUGACAACGUAAGGUUUGGCUUCGUCGGCGGCGGCACGAGCUCAGGACAAUUCGUAAUCGAAGAAAUCACUGGUGUGAUCCGACUACACAACAAGGCUAUAUCGCUUGACAGAGACAAAUACGAACUCAAUGUGACGGCUAUGGACGACGGAGCCUGCUGCGUCAAUGGAGAUGCUACGAUACACACCUCCACAGCUGUCGUUGUCGUCUUUAUUACAGACGUCAACGAUAAUAAACCUAUAUUCAAAGAUUGUCCGACGUAUUUCCCAAAAGUAGAAGAAGGCGCUCCCAAUGGCAGUCCUGUUAUAAAAGUUCACGCUACUGACGAAGAUAAAGGUGUCAAUGGUCAAGUGAAAUAUUCAAUAGUACAGCAACCGAAUCAGAAAGGCACAAAGUUCACCGUAGACGAAGAAACUGGUGAGGUAUCAACAAACAAGGUAUUCGACAGAGAAGGUGAUGACGGCAAGUUUGUAUCUGUGACGGUAAAAGCAACUGAUCAAGGUGAACCUUCCCUAGAAGGUGUCUGCUCAUUUACCGUUGAGAUCACCGACGUUAACGACAAUCCUCCACUAUUCGACCGACAAAAAUAUGUGGAGAACGUAAAACAAGACGCCAGUAUAGGCACGAAUAUAUUGCGAGUAUCCGCAUCUGAUGAGGAUGCCGAUAAUAACGGCGCCAUCGUUUAUACUUUGAGCGCUCCCUAUAACCCCGCCGAUAUUGAGUAUUUUGAGAUCCAGCCCGAAUCGGGCUGGAUCGUGUUAAAGAAGCCUCUCGACCGGGACAGGUACCGACUGCGCGUGCGCGCCUCCGACAGGGGCGACCCGCCCUCCUCCGCAGACGUGGACGUUGAAUUAGACGUGGUAGACAGGAACAAUAAGCCCCCCAUCUGGGACAUGACCACGUAUGGCCCCGUUCACAUCAAAGAGAAUGUCACAGUGGGUACCGUAGUGACCAGUGUGAAAGCCAGCUCGGGUAUUGAGAACAACCCGACCGUGUUUUACCGACUGAUGCCCGGCUCCACGGCCCAGACUAACAAAUUCCACACAUUCUAUUUACAACAAAGGGCCGACAACGGAUUUACAUGGGCCGAUAUAAAAGUUAAUCAUCCACUCGACUAUGAGAGUAUUAAGGAAUAUAAUCUUACCAUCCGAGUCGAGAACAACGGCGCCCAACAACUGGCUUCAGAAGCGACGGUCUACAUCAUGCUUGAAGACGUGAAUGACGAAAUUCCACUGUUCACCGAACGGGAGCAGGAGACGGUGCUGGAAGGAGAGCCCAUCGGGACCAAGGUCACGCAGGUCAACGCCAUCGAUAAGGACGGCACCUUCCCCAACAAUCAGGUGUACUACUACAUUGUUGAUUCGCCGCGGAACGAGGGGAAGGACUUCUUCGAAAUCAGUAUGCAGACGGGAGAGAUCUUCACGAAAGUAGUGUUCGACAGAGAGAAGCAGGGGGCGUACGCGUUGGAGGUGGAGGCCCGGGACGGAGCACCCUCGGCGCGGCCCAACUCCGACAACCAGCCCAACUCAGUGACUAAAUUCAUCCGGAUCGGCAUCGCUGACAAGAAUGACAACCCGCCGUACUUCGACAAGGAGCUGUACGAGGCGGAGGUCGACGAGAAUGAGGACAUCCAGCACACCGUACUCACCGUCACCGCCAAAGAUCACGAUGAAUCGUCGCGUAUUCGAUACGAGAUCACGAGCGGGAACAUAGGAGGCGCCUUCGCCGUCAAGAACAUGACUGGCGCCAUCUACGUAGCAGGCGCGCUCGACUACGAAACCAGAAAACGGUACGAGCUGAAGCUGGCUGCGUCAGACAAUCUGAAGGAGAACUACACGACCGUGGUGAUCCACGUAAAGGAUGUGAACGACAACCCGCCCGUGUUCGAGCGGCCCACCUAUCGCACGCAGAUCACGGAGGAAGACGACCGCAAUCUGCCCAAGCGAGUGCUUCAGGUCACAGCCACGGAUGGCGACAAAGAUAGACAACAAAACAUUGUUUAUUUCCUCACCGGUCAGGGCAUCGAUCCUGACAAUCCAGCAAAUAGCAAAUUCGACAUCAAUCGUACAACGGGAGAAAUUUUCGUGCUCAAACCUUUGGAUCGAGAUCAGCCAAAUGGACGGCCGCAAUGGAGGUUCACAGUGUUUGCGCAAGAUGAAGGAGGUGAAGGUCUCGUGGGAUACGCAGAUGUUCAAGUCAAUCUUAAAGACAUUAAUGAUAAUGCUCCUAUUUUCCCUCAAGGCGUAUAUUUCGGUAAUGUCACAGAAAAUGGCACAGCUGGUAUGGUCGUUAUGACGAUGACAGCCAUCGACUAUGAUGAUCCCGCCGAAAGUAAUAAUGCAAAACUUUGGUAUUCUAUUGAGAAGAACGUUAUUGAAGAAGAAACUGGUUCUCCUAUAUUUGAAAUCGAACCUGAAACUGGAGUAAUAAAAACUGCAGUAUGCUGUCUCGAUCGUGAGAGGACGCCAGAUUACUCUAUUCAAAUAGUAGCAUCUGAUGGAGGGGGGUUAAAGGGUACCGGUACGGCCUCUAUAAGAGUAAAGGACAUUAACGAUAUGCCACCUCAAUUCACGAAAGAUGAAUGGUUUACGGAGGUAGAUGAAACUGAUGGAACUAAUUUACCUGAAAUGCCCAUCUUGACAGUCACUGUUCAUGAUGAGGAUGAAACGAACAAAUUUCAAUAUAAAGUUAUUGAAAAUAGUGGAUACGGUGCUGAUAAGUUUACUAUGGUUAGAAAUAAUGACGGCACAGGUUCGUUAAAAAUUGUACAGCCUUUAGAUUAUGAAGACCAAUUACAAAGUAAUGGCUUCAGAUUUAGGAUACAAGUUAAUGAUAAAGGAGAAGAUAAUGACAACGAUAAAUAUCAUGUAGCGUAUUCUUGGGUAGUUGUUAAACUAAGAGAUAUAAAUGACAAUAAACCUCAAUUUGAAAGAGCUAAUAUAGAAGUUUCAGUGUAUGAAAACGCUGAAGUUGGUAAAAGCUUAGAAACCUUUAAAGCAACUGAUCCAGAUCAAGGAGGGAAAAGUAAAGUUUCCUACGCUAUUGAUAGAUCAUCUGAUAGAAAGCGCCAAUUUUCGAUUAAUCAAGAAGGGACUGUAAGCAUACAACGCUCAUUAGACAGAGAGGAUACUCCCAGACACCAAGUUAAAAUUUUAGCUAUUGAUGACGGUGUACCACCAAGAACUGCGACAGCUACCUUAACGGUGAUAGUUCAAGAUAUUAAUGACAAUGCUCCAACAUUCCUCAAGGAUUAUAGACCGGUUUUGACAGAACACAUAACACCGAAAAAAGUAGCUGAAAUCUUAGCUACGGAUGAUGACGAUCGAUCAAAAAGUAAUGGACCUCCAUUCCAGUUUAGACUUGACCCUGGUGCGGAUGACAUUAUUCGCGCUUCCUUCAAAGUUGAACAAGAUCAGAAAGGAGCCAACGGUGAUGGUAUGGCUAUUGUAUCUUCUUUAAGAUCCUUCGACAGAGAACAACAGAAAGAAUAUCUCAUUCCUAUUAUUAUCAAAGAUCAUGGAAAUCCUGCCAUGACUGGUACUAGCACCUUAACUGUUGUUAUUGGUGAUGUGAAUGAUAAUAAGAUGCAACCCGGUUCCAAAGAAAUACUUGUGUACAGUUACCAAGGCCAAGCACCUGAUACAGAAAUUGGACGAGUAUAUGUUUAUGAUCUUGAUGAUUGGGAUCUGCCAGAUAAGAAAUUCUUCUGGGAAAGUUCAGAACAUCCAAACUUCACUUUAAAUGAAGAAACCGGAAUGAUACAAAUGAGACACAAGACAAGAGAAGGUAGAUACCAUCUGAAGUUUAAGGUGUAUGAUCGGAAACAUACACAAACAGAUGUACCUGCAAAUGUUACUGUGUAUGUGAAAGAAAUAUCACAUGAAGCGAUAAUAAAUUCUGGAUCAAUCCGAAUAUCAGGUAUAUCAGAUGAGGACUUCAUCAGGGUGUGGAACUAUAAAACACUUAGUGUUUCGAGGAGUAAAUUGGACAUCUUCAAAGAUAAAUUGGCUGACCUAUUAAAUACCGAGCGUGAAAAUAUCGAUAUCUUCAGUGUUCAACUCAGGAAGAAACACCCACCAGUAACUGACAUUCGCUUUUCAGCUCAUGGAGCGCAUUACUAUAAACCUAUUCGAUUAAACGGUAUUGUACUCAUGCACCGAGAAGAAAUAGAAAGGGCUGUUGGAAUAAAUAUCACUAUGGUUGGUAUUGACGAAUGUUUAUAUGAAAAUCAAAUGUGUGAAGGAUCAUGUACGAACGUUUUAGAUAUUAGCAAUUUACCUUACAUGGUUAAUGCUAAUAAAACUGCGCUCGUUGGCGUCCGAGUGGAUGUGAUUGCUGAGUGCACAUGUGGUGCUCGAAACUUUACUCAAGCAGAAACAUGCCGUAACUCUCCAUGUUACAACGGAGGUAGAUGCAUAGAGGGCAAAUAUGGCUUGACAUGCUCUUGUCCUCCUGGCUACACGGGACCAAGAUGUCAGCAAACGUCUAGAAGCUUCAGAGGCACAGGUUGGGCUUGGUACCCUGCUUUAGAAAUGUGUGAUAGUUCUCAUUUAAGCUUUGAAUUCAUAACAAGGAAGUCGGAAGGAGUGUUAUUGUAUAAUGGUCCGAUUGUACCACCUGAACCAGAAGAAAUUAUGGUAUCUGAUUUCAUAUCUGUAGAGUUGGAAAGAGGCAAUCCUAGACUACUAAUAGAUUUUGGUUCUGGCACUCUAGAGCUACGAGUAAAGACAAAGAAAUCAUUAGAUGAUGGUGAAUGGCAUAGAAUUGAUAUUUUCUGGGACACAGAAAACGUCAGGAUGAUUGUUGACUUCUGUAAAUCUGCCGACAUUCAAGAAAUGGAAGAUGGUACGCCACCAGAGUUUGAUGACUCCACUUGCCAAGCCACUGGCACCAUACCGCCUUUCAAUGAGUACCUCAAUGUUAAUGCACCACUCCAGAUUGGUGGUUUGUACAUAGAACACUUUGAUCCGACUCACUAUCACUGGCAAUACAUGCCCAUCGGCAAAGGAUUUGACGGAUGCAUACGGAACUUAAUUCAUAACAGCAAGCUCUACGACUUAGCUCAUCCAGGACUAUCUCGUAAUUCAGUCGCAGGAUGUCCUCAAACAGACGAGAUAUGCAAUCAAGCAGACACUACUUCGAGAUGUUGGGAGCAUGGCACCUGCGUAGGCAGUUUCUCCGAAGCCAGAUGUCAGUGCCAGCCAGGCUGGACCGGCCCUUCAUGUAACUUACCUACUACGCCUACCAGUUUUCGACCUCAAAGCUACGUGAAAUUUGCCCUGAGUUUCGAACCAGAUAGAUUCAGUACGCAAAUCCAACUGCGAUUCAGGACUCGUGAACCACAUGGUGAACUAUUCAGAGUGAGUGAUCAACACAAUCGGGAGUACGGUAUCCUUGAAGUGAAAGAAUCGCGGUUACACUUCCGAUAUAAUCUAAAUUCACUCCGUACCGAGGAACGCGAUGUUUGGCUGAACUCAGUCGCAGUCGAUGACGGCCAGUGGCACAUUGCCCGUGUCAGCCGCUACGGAAGUGCUGCGAUGCUUGAAAUAGAUGGCGGUGAGGGAAGGAGAUACAACGAAACAUUCUACUUCGAAGGCCAUCAGUGGCUCUUAGUAGACAAGCAAGAAGGUGUCUACGCGGGUGGUAAAGCUGAAUAUACAGGGGUCAGAACCUUUGAAGUGUAUGCGGACUUCCAGAAGGGAUGUUUAGAUGACAUUAGGUUAGAAGGCAAGCACCUGCCGCUACCGCCGGCGAUGAAUGGUACGCAGUGGGGGCAGGCUACGAUGGCCAGGAACUUGGACCGCAACUGCCCGUCGAACAGCCCCUGCAUCAACGUGCACUGCACCGAGCCCUUCGUCUGCGUUGAUCUUUGGAAUGAAUAUGAGUGCACGUGCCCCGCGGGGUCGGUGCGCGCGGGCGGCUCGUGCGCCAACGUGGACGAGUGCGCGGCGCACCCGUGCCGGCACGGCGGCACGUGCGUGGACCGCGAGCCGGCGCGCCGCUACGACUGUGUGUGCGCGUUCGGCUACGCCGGCCACGACUGCGAGCUCGAGCUGCUCGCCUCCGGCAUCAUCACGCCCUCCAGAGAUUUCAUUAUAGCUAUCAUUGUUUGUUUGUUCAUGCUUUUAGUCCUGGUGUUAGUGUUCGUGGUGUACAACCGACGCCGGGAGGCGCACAUCAAGUACCCUGGACCUGAUGAUGACGUCCGCGAGAACAUCAUCAACUACGAUGACGAGGGAGGCGGGGAGGACGACAUGACAGCCUUCGACAUCACGCCGCUUCAGAUACCCAUCGGCGGACCCUUACCUGAUCAUGCACCCGCGAAGUUGCCAUAUCCCGUGAUGAGCCUGGGCCUGGGAGUGGGUCCGAUGGGCGUGGGCGUCGGCGUGCCGCCGGGCGUGGGCGUGGGCGUGCCGCUGCCGGGCGAGACCAACGUGGGCAUGUUCAUCGAGGAGCACAAGCGGCGCGCCGACAGCGACCCCAACGCGCCGCCAUUCGACGACCUGCGCAACUACGCGUACGAGGGCGGCGGCAGCACCGCCGGAUCGCUCUCCUCGCUCGCUUCCGGUACCGACGACGAGACGCACGAGUACGACUACCUGGGCGCGUGGGGCCCGCGGUUCAACAAGCUGGCCGACUUGUACGGGCCGGACCUGGACGAGCAGCUGUAGGCGCCGCGCACACCCCGCCGCUAAUUUAGUCAAUUGUCUCCCACAAUCGUACCACUAAGCCUCUGUAACCCUGCUAUCUCGGGGCGACACUCGCUCACUCGCCCACUUUCGUUUUGUACAUAAACAAGCGCGCGAGCUGCCGUCUCGGCCCGGCGGCACCGCGCCGUCACCGCGCCCACUGCGCGCCGGCCGGUGGCACGAGUCGGGACGCGCGGCGCUUGCUCGCGCCACAUGUAACUCUUAUCAAUUUUAUACGACUUUAUUUAUUGUGGUAGAUAUGUUAAGCUUAAGUAAUCGUUUAAGAUACCUAUUUAAUUGCGUAAUUUUUAUAAAGUUUGAACUACAUCUUCACCAAAUAUUUGAUAUAAGUUUUUAUUCGAAUUAGCCAUAUUAUGAGUCAGUAUUUUAUUGGAAGUUACGGAGAUAAAUAUAUUUCUGCGGCAGGGCCGGACGUGAAUCUGAACAGUGGGUGUUUGUAGAUAGUGUGCUAUAAAUGUGAAUAAUUUAUACGAGUAUUUUGUAAGUCCACAGCUUUACGUGAUAUCACAUAAUAUAGCGGCCCUCCCGCAGAAAUCAUUAUAGAAUAAAAGAAUAUGUUAUAUUUUAAUAAUGGUAGAUAACAUAAUACUUGAGGUGGUCCACUCGGGCGUCGUGAAACAUAAUGCUCAUUCGAUAUUAUGUGAAGUUUAAACAAUGGGGUUGUAAAUACAAUAACACUCUAGAAACAACUACCCCCGAUUUUAAUUAAACGUGAAACUAUUAAUUUAACUUUAACGUGUAAGCGAACUGUACAGUAACCGGUGUUCCUCUCCUAAUGUCUCCGUGUAGUGCUAGUUAAAUAGUAUUUGGAAACGACUACGGUCUACUCGUAACGUUAGGUAACUAAUAGUAGUCAUGGUCGCGGGAGUUUUCGUUUGCGUGUGAGCGUGAGAGCGUGUAUUUAUGAGUGUGUGAGAGCUGUAGGGAUGUGUGUGCGUGCGUGCGAGCGACAUUCGUCGAGCGUGGCUGAGCGCGCGCCGUGCCGCUGCCGUGCGGCUCCGUGCGUCCCGUGCGGCUCCGCGCGGCACUUCUGCGGCGCGCGCGGUUAUGAGUGGGACUGUGCCAAUUUCUUAGCAUUAUUGAUGCAGCUAAUGACGGUAGAGUUAAGUGUUUGCACUUUAUUUAUUCGUAUGAUUACAUAUAAAUUUAGUCGCACCUAGGAAAAUAUCAAUAACUUAUUAAGAGUGUUGUGCUAGAAUACUAUUUCCAUCGAUCUUGAUGUGAGAUAGUUGUUGAAACCUGUAGAAGUCAUUAAUUUAUAAAUUAAUUUUUAAGAAUUUAUAGUAAAAUAUAAUAAUAAUAAAAUGGUUUUAGAAACUGUCUCACUUCGACAUCGAGUUAUAAUCAGUGUAAAUUUUAGAAUAAUACUGAAUUAUGUUAAAAUGACUGAUUUUAUUAUGUGUUUGGAGCCUAAGAUUUGUAGACUCGGUUUAAAUAGACUUCUAAUAACUUACCUAAUGUAAGUUCACCCUCUAGUUUGCACUAAAGACAAAUAAUUAAUAUUCAAGUACCUACAUCAAAUAUUAAAGCAAUUCUCGUUAAUUACUAUUCAUGUAAGUAGGAUGUCAUAGUUAUUAUUGUUUCAUUGAUAUCAUUACACUGCCAGUAUCAUACAUAUAGACGAAUUACGAUAGCGAUUUGGGUCCGAUUUUAUAUUUCUGUCUUAUACAACGGUAUAUUGUAAGUUUUUGAACUAUUUUAUAACGCAACGUUUUGUUUGUCCGCUAGUGUUGCGCAAGCACACGCUCGGUUCUGUUGUCCUCAAGCUCUGCGCAGUCUCUCGCGUCUACUCCACUGUGUUCUUGUUCUUCGCAUUGAGCAUUUAUCGACACGACUGUCACUGCAGGCUGUAGUGUCGUCAUGUUACUACUGCUAUCGAUAUCGAUAGACCACUACAGCCUGUGUUUACAGCCCCAAAUCGGAAUUUAGAAGUCGACGUUUUGUUCUGAACGUUGACUACUAGUUCCGAUUCAGUAUGAAUGCUAGUUUUCUCUCGGUGGGUAAUGUAAAGCACGGCAAUCGGCGCCCGCGCACAGACAGCAGAGCACACAAUCCCAGUACAAAAUAUUAAAGCGCGAUUCUCGCUAACGAACACCGAUUUGAUUUUUAUUUUAGACAUUAAUUAUAAUACCUACAUAUAUACUUAUGUUUUGUUUCAACUGUGAUUAAUUAGUUGUACAACUCUGACAAUUAUAAAAGAAUGAAUAAAAUAAUAUGAAAAAUA